This is a messenger RNA of Microtus ochrogaster (prairie vole), 2106 nucleotides long. It is a transcript of the gene Snapc1, whose product is annotated as small nuclear RNA activating complex polypeptide 1. Gene Ontology annotation, molecular function: sequence-specific DNA binding. Gene Ontology annotation, biological process: snRNA transcription by RNA polymerase II; snRNA transcription by RNA polymerase III. Lineage: Eukaryota; Metazoa; Chordata; Mammalia; Rodentia; Cricetidae. The record is from RefSeq and is a predicted model, not a curated record. Gene Ontology annotation, cellular component: snRNA-activating protein complex.
CUGCGUGAAGUAGCUGGGGCGGGACCUCGGGACCUGGUUCCCGGUGGCGGGGAUUUGCCAGCCGGUAAGGAGCAUGGGGACCCCUGCGGACGCCGCGACCCGUUCCGUGGGCGCAGGGUCGCUUGAAGGCGUGGGGAUCCCGCCGGGCUUGCAGACCGACUGCGAGGCGCUGCUCAGCCGCUUCCAAGAGAUGGACAGCGUGCGCUUCGAGGACUUCGCGGAGCUCUGGCGCAGCAUGAAGUUCGCGACCAUCUUCUGUGGCAAGAUGAGGAACCUGAAAAAGAACCUGUUUACAAAAGAGGCUUUAGCUCUGGCCUGGCGCUACUUUUUGCCUCCAUACACCUUCCAGAUCAGAGUUGGUGCUUUGUAUCUACUGUACGGGUUGUACAACACGCAGCUGUGCCAGCCAAAACAAAAGAUCAGAGUUGCCCUGCAGGACUGGGAUGACGUUAUUAGAUUUCAGCAAGACUUGAUAAACGCACAGCAUUUUGAUGCAGCUUUUGUUUUCAGGAAGCUUCGGCUAGACAGAGCCUUCCACUUCACAGCAAUGCCCAAGCUGCUUUCAUGUAGAAUGAAGAAAAAAAUUCAAAAAACUGAAGUGACACAAAAAUUUAAGGACCCAAAUGAUCGUGUAAUGAAGCUUAUCACUUCUGAUGUAUUGGAGGAAAUGCUGAAUGUUCACGAUCAUUACCAAAAUAUGAAGCAUGCUAUUUCAGCUGAUAAGACCACGCCAGACAAAGCUCUCAGCCUGGUAAAGGAGGAUUUUUUUGACACCAUUAAGAACAUAGUUUUGGAGCACCAACAGUGGCACGAGGACAGGAAGAAUCCGUCCUUAAAACCUAAACUUAAAGAUGGAGAAGAAGAAAGUGAAAGCACUUCCCAGGAGCCAGAGAGAUGUGAAAGAGCAGAGUCUUUAGCAAAAAUAAAAGCAAAAGCCUUUUCUGCUGUUGCUCAGGCGUCCAAGUCCAGGAGGCAUCGCCAAGCCAAGCUUGACUCCUCUGACUCUGAUUCUGGGUCUGGACAAGGGCAAGGCAAAGCAGCUAAGAAGAAAAGAACCAGAGAGACAGCAGAACCAGCAGGAAAGAAGAGGCCUUCCAAAAGCAGAGGUAAUGUUCAGAAUGACCAGAAGGAAGAGAAGUCUUUACGCCUGAGUAUGCCCAUAAUUGCGGAAGAGGCAGAGGAGACUGACGACUUCAGCGAAGCAGAGUUCACCGCUCCCAAAAAGAAAAGAAAGCGCUGACCAGGAGCCUGGUGGAGUGUAGCUUCUAAGCUUCCUGACAGAAAAGCAGGUUUGAUUUUGUUGUGAGCAAGAGGCUGGCCAGCGAGGACUGACAUCUGAGAACGAGGUCGUUUCUGUGAGAUGGGAGAGCCCAGUGUUGGUCAAGAGCUGGAGUAGGUGCUGACUCUGAAGCUGUGUAACAUUUCUGUUCAGCGUCUGUGUGGAUGGAGAUAUAGUCUGCAUUCAGGCUGUGACAGAAAGCUGUGCGCUGUGUGCUGUGUGUUAGCUCCCGAAAGUUCUGUGGCUGCACCUUCAUGCGGCGCUGUAAUGUUUACUACUCUAGUUCUCAGUUUCUUAAAAUACUAUUUAUAUAUAAGUGACUCGUACCUGUCAUCCAGCAGUCGACUGGGCUGUGGUUUUUAAUAGUUUAUGUGUUAUGAUCAAGUGCAAUAAAAGUUUUUCCCACUUGCUUUGUCUUUUAAUGUGUGAAAUUUGCAUGGUCAACCACUUGACUGAUAACUUAGAAAGUUAACACUCCUCUGUCCUGAAUGAUGUGUUCCUGUUAUCCAUUUACUGGAUAUGUAUGGUAGGUUGACCUUGAGUCCCCACUGCUGGGGUUGUAGACUGCACCGUGCCUCAUGCUAGCUUCUUCAGUGUUUGCUUUGAAAUACCCUUUGGUCUAAUGCGUGUGAAUACAUUUGUAUGUGUGUGUCCUCACCUACACAUACGAUUAGAUAAUAAAUUGUCUAGUGCUUACAUUUAAUAAGCCUUGAGGAGCAGUCUUAGAAAUUUUAGAGUGCGUCUUUGUAAAUCACAGGAAAAAAUUCUAUAGCAGCACAUCGUGCAUGUGCUGCUCUUUUAAUUUCUCAGCCCAUGAGUUUAAAUGG